AUGAGCCACCGGAGGCGAUCUCGCGCUGCCGGCUCGCCGCAUGGCGACGCCGGUCCGGACCCUACGCCGGAGAAGUCGGGACGGAUCCGGCCGUGGGCGGUGCUGGGUUCGGACCGGAGGGUGCUGGCGCUCGCGCUGGCGUUCUGCGCGGCCAACGCGCUGGUCGUGCGCACCUACUUCAACCCCGACGAGCACUGGCAGUGCCUCGAGGUCGCCCACCGCGUCGCCUUCGGGUAUGGUCACCUUACAUGGGAGUGGAAGCAGGGCCUGCGAAGUUACCUCCACCCGUUGAUCUUUGCUGCUUUCUACAAGAUCCUGGCGCUGCUCCACCUGGGCACUCCAUGGGUUAUGUGCGGUACUGUAAAGUCUCAGGAAUGGAGACUUUCAGGUCUAAUUGCUUGGGUAUUAGGGGUUUACAGCAUUUUUGGACACAAAGAAUUCAGGUAUUCACCUUUUCUUAUUUACUCUUCUGGUGCUACCUUUAGCAUUGAUGCUCUCAGGUUACUGCUUAGCUGCCAUGUCACCAUUCAAGGGCAAAAAUCAGCAUGUGAUAACAAAGGGACCUUGGAUGAGUCGGAUCGUUUCCUUGCAAGCCCAUCUGAGUUUGUGGGCGAGGUUUCUGGAAAUUUAUCUACAUUCAGUCACAUUAUAUUAUUUGAGUCCAAAGAAAGACAUGUUUUCCAGUUGCUUGUGCACAAUUCCAUUCUUGAGGUGAAGAGAUUUUUCCACUCCCAUUUCAAGGUUGACAGAGACUUUCAGUCGUCUGUUGUGGUUUAUUCACGGAAGGAUGCGUUAUUUAGUACUGAUGUAGCAGAAAAAGCCUGUUAG
Miscanthus lutarioriparius is the source of this 828-nucleotide messenger RNA. The record is from the annotation of a GenBank genome assembly. Lineage: Eukaryota; Viridiplantae; Streptophyta; Magnoliopsida; Poales; Poaceae.